AUGGGCUUCAUCCGCGGCACCUUCAGCGUGACGGCGGCUCUGCUGGGCGCUGCUCAGGCAUGCGCCUGCACGCCAACCAUCCAGCUGAACCAGGGCAAGGUCAAGGGCUUCACCCAGAACGACACCAACGUCUACCUGGGCAUACCCUUUGCUGAGUCGACUGCCGGCCAGAACCGCUGGAAGGCGCCUGUCCCGCUGACCUCGUUCCCCGGCGGAAGCUUCGACGCGACCGCGUACGGCCCGUCGUGCGCGCAGGCGAUGUCUGGCACGGCCAUUACGGCGCAGAGCGAGGACUGCCUGAGCCUGAACAUCUGGACCCCGCAUGCUGCAAGCGGUAACCAGGAACUGCCCGUGUUUGUCUACAUCUAUGGCGGUGCGAUGGUUACUGGAGGCAGCAGUAAUGCCCAGUGGCAGGGCUACAACUUCGCGCGCAAGGAUGUCAUCUAUGUCAACUUCAACUACCGCGAAAGUUUGUACGCCUCGCCGAAUGCGCCCGAACUGGAGGGGCAGAGCCAGAACUUUGGCAUCAUGGACGUCGAGCUGGCGCUGCAAUGGGUCUACGACAACAUUGAAGCCUUUGGUGGAAACAAAUCGCACAUAGUCCUGGGCGGCCACUCUUCCGGCGGCGUGCACGUUGACCACUAUCUCUGGAACCACCCCUCGACCUUCCUCGCCGGCGCCAUCGAGAUGUCCGCCAACGCCCAGUCCGGCCCGGCCAUCACCCCGUCCGGCGUCGGCCUCAAGAAGGUCGUCCAGGACAUGCUCGACGCAGGCGUCGCCCUCUCCUGCACCGCCGACGACUACACCCUCGACUGCCUUCGCGCCGUCGACACCUACGCCUUCCAGACCUCCUACUUCAACUCCACCUCCAACACCUGGUUCUCUCCCAUCGUCGACAACAUCACCCGAUUUUCCAGCUAUGCGGACCGCUUCGCGGCGGGCCAGUAUCCGACCUCGCUCCCCCUGAUCGUUGGCAACUCCGACCGAGAGGGCGCGAUCUUUGGCUACGUUUACGGCAGCGAAAACACCAACUUCAGCAGCUGGAUCGGCACCUUUGACGCAGACCUUGCCUUUGUCCCUGCGGAUGAGCUUCUGUCUGCUUACGACCCUGCCGAUUAUGCUUCCGUCGCCGCCAUGAGCGGCGCCUCCUACGGUGACGCCCGCUUCUUCUGCGCAACAGACUACCUCCUCGAUCUUCGCGCCGCCGCUCAGCCAACGUGGAUCUACCGGUGGUUCGGGCAGUACGACAACGUCCUCCCCAUCCCGGGGCUGGGCCCCUCGCACGGCAGCGAAGUGCCGUUCUUCCACGGCGGUAACGAGUGCUUUGAGUCGAUCUCCGGCGUCACGGACGCCGAGCAGGCUCUAGCUGACUACAUGAAUGACUGGUUCGUGGCAUGGAUUAAAAAUCCCGCUUCCGGACCUGGGUGGGAACGUGCGACGCCAGUCGAUGGGCCGCUGGCCAGACUGGGUGUUCCUGGUAGCGAGGAGGCGGUUGUCAAGAGCACCACUGGCGAGUACAACAGUCGCUGCCAGAAGACGUAUAAGCCAAACUACCCCAACUAUCCGCAUGUGCUGAACCCGGUCGAGCUGGCGGCUAGUUCAGCCUCAUGA
Molecule: messenger RNA, 1611 nt
Organism: Aspergillus nidulans FGSC A4
Lineage: Eukaryota; Fungi; Ascomycota; Eurotiomycetes; Eurotiales; Aspergillaceae
Exons: 3
Coding region: 1-1611 (536 amino acids)
Molecular function (GO): carboxylesterase activity
Source: RefSeq, a predicted model, not a curated record